Messenger RNA from Lemur catta (Ring-tailed lemur), 1583 nucleotides. It is a transcript of the gene B3GNT8, whose product is annotated as UDP-GlcNAc:betaGal beta-1,3-N-acetylglucosaminyltransferase 8. Gene Ontology annotation, cellular component: membrane. NCBI's taxonomy places the organism in Eukaryota, Metazoa, Chordata, Mammalia, Primates, Lemuridae. Gene Ontology annotation, molecular function: protein N-acetylglucosaminyltransferase activity. The transcript has 2 exons. Bases 170 to 1363 code for a protein of 397 amino acids. The record is from RefSeq and is a predicted model, not a curated record.
GCUGGGCCGGGCCGGGCGCGUAGAUCGCGCCGCCGCCGCCGCCGCCGCCGCACGGGCCAGGGCAGCACGGAGGGAGCUGAGGGAGGCCCUGACCAGAGGCCCGGCGGCGCCGGAGCUGGUGGGAGUCGGACCCAAAGCUCCCGUGGCUGCCCCGUCCCCGGGCCGGGUCAUGCGCUGCCCAAAGUGCCUUCUCUGCCUGUCAGCACUGCUCACGCUGCUGGGCCUCAAGGUGUACAUCGAGUGGACAUCUGAGUCCAGGCUCGGCAAGGCCUACCCUGCACCCCAGGGCACCUUGCCAGGCCCCACGACGGCCAACCCUGAGCCCACCCUGCCCACCAACCUCUCGGCCCGCCUAGGCCAGACUGGCCCACUGCCCUUGGCUUACUGGAACCAGCAGCAGUGGCGGCUGGGGACCCUGCCCAGUGGGGACAGCGCUGAGGCAGGGGGCUGCCAGGCGUGGGGGGCUGCUGCCGCUGCUGAGAUCCCUGACUUUGCCACCUACCCUGAGGACCUCCGCCGCUUCUUGCUGUCAGCAGCCUGCCGGAGCUUCCCACGGUGGCUGCCCAGAGCUGGUGGUGGCCAAGUGGCCAGCUGCUCGGAUACCGACGUCCCCUACCUGUUGUUGGCUGUCAAGUCAGAACCAGGUCGCUUUGCAGAACGACAGGCUGUGAGGCAGACAUGGGGCAGUCCAGCUCCUGGGACCCGGCUGCUCUUCCUGCUGGGGUCCCCCGUGGGCGAGGCUGGGCCUGACCUAAGCUCACUGGUGGCCUGGGAGAGCCAUCGCUACAGUGACCUGCUGCUCUGGGACUUCCUUGACGUCCCUUUCAACCGGACGCUCAAAGACCUGCUACUGUUGGCCUGGCUGGGCCACCACUGCCCUGAUGUGACUUUUGUCCUGCAAGUUCAAGACGACGCUUUCGUGCACACCCCGGCCCUGCUGGAUCAUCUGCAGGCCCUGCCACCCACCUGGGCCCGGAGCCUCUACCUGGGCGAGGUCUUUAACCAGGCCACACCCCUCCGGAAGGCUGGAAGACCCUUCUAUGUGCCUGAGUCCUUCUUCGAAGGUGGCUACCCGGCCUACGCAAGUGGAGGUGGCUAUGUCAUCGCGGGGCGCCUGGCACCCUGGCUGCUACAGGCGGCAGCCCGUGUGGCACCCUUCCCCUUCGACGAUGUCUACACUGGCCUCUGCUUCCGUGCCCUGGGGCUGGUGCCCCGGGCCCACCCAGGCUUCCUCACGGACUGGCCGACAGACCGCACUACGAACCGCUGCACUGUCCGAAACCUGCUGCUGGUGCGGCCCCUUGGCCCCCAGGACAGCAUUCGGCUCUGGAAACAACUGCGGGACCCACAGCACCAGUGCUGAGCCUCCGUCGGGGGGACAGACACAGGGACGGGGAGGGCUGGGCCUCUGAUGUGCCUGGGCCUCUUGCUCAGCCCCUCUCCCAGGCCUUGAAGUGAGGGAGGGGCGCCUAGAACCCGGACUGUUUGAGCCACUCCUGGGCCUUCCUGGCCAAGCAGGAUGGGGCCACAGACAGUUUCUGUCUACUUUUUGUUUUCUGAAAAACAUGCACUCCCCACUCUGA